AUGGAUUUUUCUCGUGAUAUUAAUCAGCCUGGAGUCCACUGCUCUCUUUCAACUAAGGUAUUCUUUAUACAUUUACAUUUACCCAUUGAAUAUGAAAUUCUGUCACUUUUUAAAAAUGAUUUUCAUAUUCUUUCUGCAAUUCCUCCACAGAAAUCUGUAAAUGCAAAGUGUCGAAAGUUGUCAAAGCGCAUUGCUUUUAACGCCGUGGAUGUUAGAGAUUCUUGUGGUGAGAUUUUCAUUGAUUUGCAGAGCUACACCUAUUCUAAGAAAAAGUCUGAAGAAAUGAGUGAUUGCCAACUGAACUAUCCAAGUUUUGAGGAAGCUAUUGCAGUCCCAUGGAGAGGUUUACCUAAGAGAAUGUCAAAGCUAUUCUUUGCUAUGAGAGCAUUUAGAGAGACAAGGAUGUUUGCCCUACACUCAACAAGAGAUUGAUGAAGUUAAAGAUGUAGUGUAAGUAUUUUAUUGAUGAAUGGUUUAGAGCAAUUCUUGAAGUUUAGUUGAUGUUGAUAAUUUAAGUUUGAAAUUAUUAUUAUUA
Ipomoea nil (Japanese morning glory) is the source of this 535-nucleotide messenger RNA. Its product is annotated as SUMO-activating enzyme subunit 1A-like. The record is from RefSeq and is a predicted model, not a curated record. The transcript is spliced from 5 exons. The coding region runs from base 1 to 432 and encodes 143 amino acids. Lineage: Eukaryota; Viridiplantae; Streptophyta; Magnoliopsida; Solanales; Convolvulaceae.